AGUUAUAGAGACACGAUUUUAAACCAAUCAGCGCGCGUAUCUUCUUUGGGCUAUUUUCUAAUGGUUAUUUUGAUCUGGUGACUUUUUUCUUCACGGUGUAAUAAACUGGCAGCAUCCGGAGUUAGCAGCAUUUUCAGUUUUGACGCGGGAUAGGUAAGAAGUUACGCGCCGUCAAAAUGAAGGGAGUUGUCGCAUUUGUGCUUUGCUUAUCCGUUGCAAGCUGCGCUGUUCUGAAGUUUGAUGAAUACAAGCAAGAGUGGCAGGCUUGGAAAACAUUUCAUGACAAGAAAUACGAGACUGAUACCGAAGAAGAGGCUCGUUAUGCGAUUUGGAGAGAUAACUUGAGGAAAAUUCAACAACACAACUCCGAAAGACACUCGUACACCCUGGCCAUGAACCAGUUCGGUGACCUGACAGUCGAUGAAUAUCGUUUCUUCUUCCUGGGACUUCGUUCUCACUUUUCCGACAGAACAAAACAACAUGGGUCGUCUUUCCUUCCUCCCAGUGGAGUAACUUUACCUGAUACUGUUGACUGGAGAACCAAGGGAUACGUCACUCCUGUGAAGAAUCAGGGCCGUUGCGGUUCUUGCUGGGCGUUUAGCGCAACCGGAUCACUGGAAGGACAGCACUUCAAGAAAACAGGGAAACUCGUCUCCCUCAGUGAACAGAAUCUGGUCGACUGCUCCACAAAAUAUGGAAAUUUUGGCUGUUUGGGUGGAUACGUGGAUAAAGCGUUUGAGUACAUUAAAGACAACGGCGGUAUUGACACUGAGGCCAGCUACCCAUACAAAGCUGAAAAAGGGCGAUGCCAUUUCCUAAAAGCUGAUGUUGGUGCCACUGUGACGGGCUACACGGAUAUCCAAAGUGGAAACGAAUCUGCCCUUCAGUCUGCUGUAGCCACUGUCGGCCCAAUAUCUGUCUGGAUUGAUGUUUGGCACGAGUCAUUCCAUUUUUAUCACAAAGGAGUCUACAACGAGCCUGCCUGCAGUAGCACAUUUUUGAAUCAUGAGGUGCUCGCUGUUGGAUAUGGAACCUACGAAGGCCAGGACUACUGGCUGGUAAAGAACUCCUGGGGGACUAGCUGGGGAAUGGAAGGUUACGUCAUGAUGACUAGGAACAAAAACAACCAGUGUGGAAUCGCUACAAGGGCCAGCUACCCGCUAGUUUAGGCACCUUUAUGUGCGAUAGGAUUAAGGUUAUAUUCCUUAUAUAACAUGACGAAUUUAUGUCCUUAAAUAAUAUGUGGAAUUUUUCUCGCACUUUGAUUGGUCCCUACUUGUGAUCUAUUGGAGGACAGACGCAUAGAUGACGUUGCAAACAAUUUUUUGUGUUUCUUUAUUAUAUAAAACAAGUAGAUUCCAUGUUACCGUGCGUCUGUUCAGUAAUAGAUUACAGAUGACGUCAAAAUGUAGUAACAACCAAAAAGUGGCACACUAACUCGCCUAAGAACUCUCCUGCCACUUUUUUUUUAAGUUUUUCCACUUCUUGAAGUCAUCUGUGAUCAAUUACUGAACAGACGCACGGCAAAAUAGAAUCUAUUUCUUAAUUUGUUGCCAGAUUGAUACAAUGUUUUGAGUUUGUUGUUGUUGUUGUUUUUCAUUUAGUUUAUAUCAGGAGCCAUAAUCGGGGACGGAGA
Messenger RNA from Orbicella faveolata, 1636 nucleotides. Its product is annotated as cathepsin L-like. Gene Ontology annotation, molecular function: cysteine-type peptidase activity. NCBI's taxonomy places the organism in Eukaryota, Metazoa, Cnidaria, Anthozoa, Scleractinia, Merulinidae. Gene Ontology annotation, biological process: proteolysis. The record is from RefSeq and is a predicted model, not a curated record.